GCUGUGAGCUGCGUUCUUCCAGUCUAAACCUCAUAGUCCUUGCAUAAAGUCACUUUACUGUGCAGGCAGCACUGGGAGCACACACUUCAUAGUGGUAGGCUUUGCAUGGACUAUGUAACCCCUGUCAGCAAUUAGUCAACUAUUUAUUUGGUGUUAAAUUACUUCAACUGGAUUUGCUCUCAUCCCCCUGCAGGACAUCACCUGCGCGUGAGGGAUAAGCAGUGGUUUAUGUUGCUCUGAAGGAUCAGGAAAUUGGAAUUAGGCUGUGCAACAGAGUGGAUCACACAAGAGAUGCCAUAAGGAGGCUGCUGGAGUUGCCAGUAUAAGUGAUAAAUCUAUUUAAUGAAAUCAAAUUGGAUAAUAUGCAACUUCAAAAAGCCGCUUCCAAUUCAUCUUCUUCGAAAAUGUUGUGACAAAUUUAGUGUACUUCACUUCUUGUCCCAACCCCUCAAGGAGGAGGAGGAGGCCGCAACAGGAAUACAAAUACAAAGGACUUGAGCAUCUGUCUUAUGAAGGCCACCUAAGAAAUGAGAUGGAUUCAUUAUUUUUAAAAGAAAUAAUGGAAAAACCAAUGAGACGUUGCUGCUUCUUGCUAAUUAUCACCCUAACUAGAAUGGUUCCUAGUAUUGCUUCUACUGUAAAUUAUGCUUCCCCCACGUUAACACCUGUGGUAAAUGAAGAGAAUGUAAAAAAUGAAAGAAUUAUCAAUUCUCAGUUCAAAUGUUAUGAGAAAAUAAAAAAAGACCCUCCCUAUUCGAAACAAGGACUAUAUUGUAAUCGUACAUGGGAUGGAUGGCUGUGCUGGGAUGAUACCGCUGCUGGAGAAAAUGUAACACAGAACUGUCCUGACUAUUUUGCAGAUUUUGACCCAACUGAAAAGGCGUCAAAGUUCUGUGAUUGGAAGGGAAAUUGGUUUCAACAUCCUGAAAGCAAUCGGACAUGGUCCAACUAUACUCUCUGCAAUUCUUUUACUUCUGAAAAACUGAAGGUGGCCUACAUACUGUACUACAUGGCAAUAGUAGGACAUGCCUUGUCAAUUGUUUCAUUGUUGAUUUCCCUUGGAAUUUUCUUCUAUUUCAAGAGCCUCAGCUGUCAAAGGAUAACAUUACAUAAGAAUUUAUUUUUCACCUAUGUGCUGAACUCAGUGUUUACACUUGUCCAUCUUAUCGCAGUUGUACCCAACACAGAACUUGUGAGAAGAGACCCUGCGAGCUGCAAGGUGCUACAGUUUUUUCAUCAGUAUAUGCUUGGAUGUAAUUACUUUUGGAUGCUUUGUGAAGGGAUUUAUCUGCAUACCCUGAUUGUAGUGGCUGUAUUUGCUGAAGAACAGCAUUUGCAUUGGUAUUAUCUACUUGGGUGGGGCUUUCCUUUAGUGCCUGCAUCAAUUCAUGCAUUUGCAAGGACAAAGUACUACAAUGACAAAUGUUGGAUGAGUGUGGAAACACAUUUGUUGUAUAUAGUUCAUGGGCCCAUAAUGGCGGCAUUGCUGGUCAAUUUGUUCUUUUUGCUGAAUAUAGUAUUAGUACUUGUGACAAAGUUAAGAGACACUCAUCGAGCAGAAUCCAACAUGUAUAUGAAAGCUGUCAGAGCCACUUUAAUCCUGGUGCCAUUAUUAGGAAUUCAGUUUGUCAUCAUUCCAUGGAGGCCUGAAAACCGACUUGCUGGAGAAAUCUAUGACUAUAUCAUGCAUAUAUUAAUGCAUUAUCAGGGAUUGCUUGUUGCAACCAUCUUCUGCUUCUUUAAUGGAGAGGUUCAGGGAGCAUUAAAGAGACAAUGGAUGCAAUAUAAAACUCAGCUGGGCCAAAGGCGAAGAGACCACUGCUCUAUGCGGUCAACAUCCUACACAGCUACAUCAAUAACUGAGGUUCCCAUUUACCUCCAUGAUUCUAACUGUGAACAAUUAAAUGGAAAAUAUGGAGAUGAAUCAGAAAUCACUGCAUUAAAUUCUGAAGACACGUAUGCCUGAACUAAUAGCGACAUAGGAAUACUGUUGAUGGAAGUCUGAAAGCAACAUUAUUUUCUAAGGAAUUAAAGCCUUUAAAAUGAGUGUCAGUAAGAGGAAUUACUGACAGUAUUCACUGCAUCAAAACUCCUCUGAUGUGAUCUUAACUAGGAUGGAAUGUGGUCUUAACUAGGAUGGAAUGUGGUCUUAACUAGGAUGGAAUGUUGGCUGUACUAUGAAUUGGAAUGUUCGCUGUACUAUGAAUCGGAAUGUUGGCUGUACUAUGAAUCGGAAUGUUGCUACAAUAGCAUUUCUAAAGGAUAGAGACAUUCAGAAAUUCCUAAAGAAAGGCUGGUUACAAAGAGUGCUAUGACAAGUGGUGAUUAAACAUCUGCGUCAGUGUUUCUACAAUUUAUAGUCAAAUUCAUCAUAUUCACUUUCAGAAUUAUUCUAUGUGUUAUACAGUAAGAUUUGCUCAAAGCAUAUGGUCAUAAUUUUAGACUAUAUUUUAGAGGGAACUUUUGACUGAGGGUCCAGAAUAUCUUCAAUGGUCUCUAAAGUUAUUUUUUUAAAAUGUAAUAGUUUAUUAGAUUAUAGAUAUAUAGAAAAAAUAUCCAAUUUGUUUCUUUGAAAAGCACAGUGCACAAUUUGAAUAAUUUUGGUGCUAAAGAAUGGUUGAAUGAAUGGUCUCAAAGAUAAUUUUUGUUGUCUUUCUAGUUGUUUUCUUAAAUGUUUUUUUAUGCAUUGUUUCACAAUUAAUUUAUGUGCCAUUGUUUCACAUUUUUUACUUAAAAGGACACUGAAUACAAUUUUUCUUCUUUCAUUAUUCAGAUAGAGCAUAACUUUUAAAGCAAC
Bombina bombina (fire-bellied toad) is the source of this 2797-nucleotide messenger RNA. It is a transcript of the gene CALCR, whose product is annotated as calcitonin receptor. The record is from RefSeq and is a predicted model, not a curated record. Gene Ontology annotation, biological process: cell surface receptor signaling pathway; positive regulation of cytosolic calcium ion concentration; adenylate cyclase-activating G protein-coupled receptor signaling pathway. Lineage: Eukaryota; Metazoa; Chordata; Amphibia; Anura; Bombinatoridae. The transcript is spliced from 16 exons. Gene Ontology annotation, cellular component: plasma membrane; axon. Gene Ontology annotation, molecular function: calcitonin receptor activity; amylin receptor activity. The coding region runs from base 533 to 1966 and encodes 477 amino acids.